AUGGCGUUGAUCUCCAAGAAGAAGGUGCUAGACUUGACUAGAACCAAUGUUCUUCCUCCGUACGAAAUAGAGGUGAGCGAGGACGUAGCGAUGACACAAGCGCCCGGAAGCCCCGCGAGGAGCAUACAGAUGGAUAGUCCCUUCGUCGAGGAAAAUUCGUUACAGGUUCUGUCUACGUUCAGCACUUUAUUUGAAUUAUCCCUUGGUGCGGAUUUGAACAAUGAUCUGGAUAAAUUCUCGCCCUCGUAUCAGCCCCUUCACUUUGACGAUUCAUCCCUAACCCUCCCGAGGCGGGACUUGGGUUCUCUUGAAGAGAUAGGGGUAGACUUUGGGGAGGAAAGAUCCCUACGCACCGUCAACGCGGCCAACGAUAUACGUGUUGCCCUACAUCAACGAUUCCUCGAGCUCGGCGAAGCUAUCAAAAAAAACCAACAAAUGUACAAAAAGAUAGAGAGGCAACUAUUUGCCAAUCCCGAUCGAGUCCAUCCCAGGAUUCUCCAGGCUGCAUUAUCGGAAGUUGGGAGGAUGUUGUUCGAGAAUGAGCAGAUACAACAGGUGGGAGAGGAUUUUAAGGAACAAAUAGAUGAGAUCAUGAAGAAAAUGUCUUACGAGCUUUUGGCAGCGGUUCUGGAUUAUUCACAACAGGAAGGGGUUAAUCUAGGGCACAAGCUACCAUAUAACGAACUUGAUCCAGAAUAUAAGAAACUAUCCGAAGAGUUCAAGGAGGCUAAGAAACAGAUCGAGACUCUUGGACCUCGUUUGAAUGAGCUCCAGACCGAAAAUCAGAGGCUCAAGAACAGUGUUAUGGAAAACCAUGAUAUGAUUUCGGAGUAUAAUACCAGCAUAGCACGGCUGAAGGCGGACAAAGGACUUCUUGAACUUCAAAUCCAGAACAACACCAUAAGGCAUCAAGAGCUUGAGGAAUUGACAAAAGAGCUGGAAGGAGAGCUUGGGAGAACCAAAGCGGGGGUUAAACCCCUUGAAGAAGCCAACAAAAAUCUUACUGAGGAAAAUACAAAAUUAAAAGAAGGGUUGUCCCAAGACGCUGCUACCACAGAAGCCCUCGAGCGGAGCGAGGAACGUUAUCGAGCCCUCGAAAAGAUACUCCGCGACUGCCAAGCAGAGGUAGUUGCACUGCGCCAGCGCAUUACCCUGCUCGAUCCCAACAGCGCUGAACGCCCACUCCCACCAACUACAGCACUUAAGUUCACGUUCAACCCCGCCUCCCUUAUCACCACCACCAUUACACUCACCGACUCAACUAAUCCGCACUCUCUCUUUCACAACGGAAGUCGCUGGAUCGACAUCGCCCCCGACGACUUAGCCUUCAGGUCUGGCACGCAUACCGUCCAGCGAGAUCAUCGGAAUAACCCGCCACCAACCCACAGCAUUAAACGUGUUAAAUUCAGUGCCCCGUUCACGGCGGAGCCAACAGUAGUGGUGUGGUUGACUGCUGCGCAAAUGAGCCUAGACCGGAGGUGGAGGUUGAAGACGUUUGCGACUUCGAUUACGAAAGAGGGAUUUGACUUGCAUAUUGAGAGUUGGGCGGAUUCAUAUUUGGUUAGUGCUGGGGCGAGUUGGGUUGCAUAUUUGAAGGAGGGUGUGAUAACAGGGGAGUUCAAGGCGGCAGAGAAAGGCGGGUGGAAGAUUGCUAUGGGGGAGAAAUUUGGGGUAGUGAGGUGGCCUGGGCAGUUUGCGGAGGAGCCGAUGGUGCUGCUUGGUGUAGCGAAAAUCGAGUGUGAUGUGGAGGCUGAGAUAGGGGUGAUGGUAGGGGGUAAUGCGGGGAAGGAAGAUAUGCAGUGGAUUGUUACUGCAAAGCCAGAGGGCGGGAGGGUGUUUACGGUCGGAGGUGUUUAUCUGGCUAUGGAGGCCGUAGAAUGA
This is a messenger RNA of Morchella importuna, 1881 nucleotides long. RefSeq lists its product as uncharacterized. The record is from RefSeq and is a predicted model, not a curated record. The transcript is spliced from 5 exons. Bases 1 to 1881 code for a protein of 626 amino acids. Gene Ontology annotation, biological process: cell adhesion. NCBI's taxonomy places the organism in Eukaryota, Fungi, Ascomycota, Pezizomycetes, Pezizales, Morchellaceae. Gene Ontology annotation, molecular function: carbohydrate binding.